AUGUCUGAUUGGAAAAAGAAUGAUUUUCCAAUUGUUUCUGAUAUUCCAGUUUUUUUGACGGAUUUAAAUGAAAAACAACCAAAUAAUCCACGUGUAAGACCUUCAUAUGAAUCUAGGAAAAUAUAUAUGAAAACAGGAUUGAUUACAAAAGCAGAUGGUUCUGCUUAUCUUGAACAAGAACGAAUUAAAAUGGUGUCUGCAGUUUAUGGGCCUCAGCAACUAAAAAAUGCACCGUUUAGUUCCAGUGCAUCUCUUGUUUGUGAAGUAAAAUAUGCACCUUUUGCAUUAAAACAGAAGUAUGGUUGUAACCGAGAAAUAAUUGAAAAAGAUAUGUCUUUACAUCUUGAAGCGGCUAUAUCUCCAUCAAUUCAAUUAGAUAUUCUUCCUAAGUCCGUUAUCCAUAUCUACGUUUUUGUUCUUGAAGCUGAUGGAGAACUUUCUACGUUUGCAGCGGCAAUUACAUGUGCAUCUGCAGCGAUUGCAGAUGCAAAUAUAGAAUGUGUAGAUUUAGUUACAGGAGCUGCUGCAAUAAUAAAUAAAGACAAUUGUGUGAUUAUGGAUCCUACAGAUGAAGAUGAAAAUGAUAAAAUAUUUUCGUUAGUCAUUGGAUAUAUGGCAGUAAAAGAUGAGCUAACAGAGUUAUGGUCUUUUGGCUUAAAAUUAUUUAAUUCAACAGAUCAACAUGAGUCUGAUGAUAUCCUUUCUAAAUGUAUUUCUAUGGCAUCUGAUUACCGAUUUGUACUAAAUAACGUUAUUAUGCAAAAAAUGGAGGAACAGUUGAGUUUAAACGCACUUAUUCAAAAAUGA
Molecule: messenger RNA, 807 nt
Organism: Pneumocystis jirovecii RU7
Lineage: Eukaryota; Fungi; Ascomycota; Pneumocystomycetes; Pneumocystales; Pneumocystaceae
Exons: 3
Coding region: 1-807 (268 amino acids)
Biological process (GO): U4 snRNA 3'-end processing; rRNA catabolic process; nuclear mRNA surveillance
Cellular component (GO): nuclear exosome (RNase complex); cytoplasmic exosome (RNase complex); nucleolus
Source: RefSeq, a predicted model, not a curated record